AUGUUCCACGGGAUCCCCGCCAACGCCGGGAUGGGAGCCCCCGGGAACAAGCCGGAGCUCUACGAGGAAGUGAAGCUGUACAAAAAUGCCCGGGAACGGGAAAAAUACGACAACAUGGCCGAGCUGUUCGCUGUGGUGAAGACUAUGCAAGCCCUGGAGAAGGCCUAUAUCAAGGACUGUGUCAACCCCAAUGAGUACACAGCCGCCUGUUCUCGCCUCCUGGUCCAGUACAAGGCCGCCUUCAAGCAGGUGCAAGGGCUGGAGAUCAACUCCAUCGAUGACUUUUGCCGCAGGUUUCGACUCGACUGCCCGCUGGCCAUGGAGAGGAUCAAGGAGGACCGGCCCAUCACCAUCAAGGACGACAAGGGCAACCUCAACCGUUGCAUCGCGGACAUUGUCUCGCUCUUUAUCACCGUGAUGGACAAGCUGCGCUUGGAAAUCCGGGCCAUGGAUGAGAUCCAGCCGGACCUGCGAGAGUUGAUGGAAACCAUGAACCGCAUGAGCCACUUGCCCCCAGACUUCGAGGGGCGGCAGAAAGUCAGCCAGUGGUUGCAGACCCUGAGCGGGAUGUCGGCUUCCGACGAGCUGGACGACUCUCAAGUCCGCCAGAUGCUCUUCGAUCUGGAGUCGGCCUACAACGCCUUCAACCGCUUCCUGCACUCCUGA
Messenger RNA from Protobothrops mucrosquamatus (brown spotted pit viper), 666 nucleotides. RefSeq names its product VPS28 subunit of ESCRT-I (gene VPS28). Bases 1 to 666 code for a protein of 221 amino acids. The transcript has 9 exons. Gene Ontology annotation, cellular component: ESCRT I complex. Gene Ontology annotation, molecular function: protein-containing complex binding. The record is from RefSeq and is a predicted model, not a curated record. NCBI's taxonomy places the organism in Eukaryota, Metazoa, Chordata, Lepidosauria, Squamata, Viperidae. Gene Ontology annotation, biological process: protein transport to vacuole involved in ubiquitin-dependent protein catabolic process via the multivesicular body sorting pathway.